Molecule: messenger RNA, 1194 nt
Organism: Arabidopsis arenosa
Lineage: Eukaryota; Viridiplantae; Streptophyta; Magnoliopsida; Brassicales; Brassicaceae
Source: the annotation of a GenBank genome assembly
AAUCACAACAAAGUCUCCGCUAGAUGAGCGACUAACUCCUUCAGUUUUUGGAUCUCUUUACCAUUACCUUUCAACUCCGAACGCAUUUCUUGUUGAUAGUACUCCAAGCUUUGAAUCUUUUUGUGAUGGGUGCAUGCCUAAUCGCAUAACUCGGAGCAGUAAAGAAAAGACUCUCGUCAAUUUGUCUACACGCAAAUUUGGCCAGUUAGAACGCAACAACCGCAAAGCUCGAAAAUCAUCAACUAUGGUUCGUGGAGAAAUCAGAGCUGAUGAAGAAGGGUUUUUGAGAGAUGAUGAUGGACAAGCCUACAAUGAGGCUCGACAGAGACUGGACGAUCAGGGGAUUGUCAUGACUGAGGAUCUGGUUGUGGAUGAUUCAAACAUCCGGAAUCCUGCUGCUCCACCAAACGCAGUAGCAGCUCACGUCGAUGGUGUCGAACGACACCACCAGUGUGUCGCUCGACACCAACUCCCAGCGGACGUGCAGAUCCGAGCAGGCCAGCAGGGCCGCCAACAACUGCCUGCCGCGGUGGACCGUCCAAUGACUCUUGGGGAUUACAACAGGCCAGACCUGUUCUAUGCUAAUCGAUCAGCGAUCGUACCUCCCCCAUUUCAGAGAAAUGACUUCGAGUUGAAAACCGCAUACUUCACUCUUGUGGGUCAACAUCCUUUCCAUGGCUUCUCUAAUGAACAGCCAAUGGACCAUAUCGAGCGAUUUGAGGACUUGGUAUCUAGCAUUAAGGCAAAUGGAGUUUCAGAUGACUACCUUCUCUGCAAGCUCUUCCCAUACUCACUUGCUGGGGAAGCCGCUUCUUGGCUAAAGCAGUUGAAGCCAGGAUCUUUGACUAAGUGGCAGAGUAUGAAGGUCGCCUUUUUCAACAACUUCUAUGAUGAUGGUAAGUCUGAGGAGCUGCGCAACAAGUUGUCUACGUUCACUCAAGGACCAGCAAAAGCAUUCAAAGCUGCUUGGGUUCGAUUCAAGGAGUACCAACAAGAUUGCCCUCAUCACGGUUUCAGUGAAGUUCAGCUUCUCGCUCUAAUUGAGAAUCACGCCUAUAGCAACAGCACGAAGAACGCGGACUUCGAGAGGAAGAAGAUUGCAGGCGCGAUUACUGGUAAUGAAUUUACAUAGGUUAAUGCCAAGUUGGAUUCAGUCCACAACGUCCUCACAGGAAAGAAAGCUGUACAUUUUGC